UGGGCACACCCACUGGACUACUCGGCUACCCCUGGCAAUGCCUCAAAACAUCAACAAGACUACAUACAACCCGGCUCAGACAUCACCAGGCAGUCGGUCACCUGUGACGAAUACAUAUCAACCAUGAACAGUAAAACAUGCAUGUGCAGAGAUGUUUCAUCACCUGGCCUGACACAACGCUAGCUGUUCACAAGUCUCUCGAUAUGUCGGACACAGAACAACUCUAAUAGCUGGUAUUGAUACACAAUGGCGAGUAAGAAAGAUACCAUUGACCACAUUUACGAUUUCUCGGAUUACAUUCGGACCUCGUUCUCGGAGUUUUUAAAGCUGCAGCCAACACUUCAUAGAGACGAUGUUCCAUUUAUACUUCACGAACCCGCCAUCGUUAAGUACUACAGACCGACCAAUCAGCAAUGGCGAUACUACCUGAUCAGCCUCUUCCAGAUUCACAACGAGACCGUCAAUGUAUGGACACACUUGAUUGGCUUUAGUAUCAUGUGGUGGAUUCUGGGAGAAUUAUCUGCCGACUAUGAUGUAUGGACAGAACGUCACUCAUGGCCUAUGCUGGUGUUCGGAAUGUGUUGUGUGAUAUCUACAAUGACUAGUGCAUGCGUCCAUCUGCUCCACUCUCGAUCUGUAUAUCACCACUACAGUUUCUUUAUGAUUGACUAUAUCGGGGCUACUAUGUACUCAUUCGGUUCGGGAAUACAAGCGUUUUACGCAUGCUCGGAUAAAGGUACGUACGAGUACGUAGGGUCGAUGUACCUGCCGACAAUGACGAUUGUGACAUGGCUUAACUUCGUUGUACUUUGUAUUUCUAAGUUAAUGUUCGGUCACAAUCCAUGUGACGUCAGAAGAAAGCUUGUAAUGAUAUCGAUGAUGACGAUACAGGCCGCAAUCGUCACACUUCCGUUUGGACCUCGCUACUAUCGGUGCUACCUAAGCGAUACGUGUUCCUUCUCUUCUCUUAAUCACCUAACUGUUAGUUGGAUUUUAUUUGCCUCUUGUGCAUUUUUCUUUGGAAGCCAUUUACCAGAAAAACUAUGUCCAGGCAAAUGUGACGUCCUAGGUCAAGGUCACCAGAUCUUCCAUGUGAUCAGUGUUGUCAAUCAAAUGUGGCAAUUUCAUUCCAUGAGGCUUGACCUUUCGUCUGGAGCAUCCGAUCACACCGAACCCGAUAUAGUGAAUAUCAUGGCUGCAUUCUCGGUGCUUUUUCUGUUGGACACAAUUUCGUAUAUACUGUUUAAGAAACUAAUACCUCCCUUUGCCAAGGAAGAAAAACAAUCUUAAUAUAGUCAAAGCUAUGAUUUUGGUGCUUAUUUUUAUGACUCGAAAACUAAGGCAGACGAUAGGUAGUAAUCCAGAGAGAAUGAACGGCUGUCGCUGUAUAUAUUUAUUAAACAUUCGUAUAUGUAAAUUAUUUUCGACUCACACUCGCUCAUCUACGUACCGUUAUAUAUAUUUUUGAAUAUACAUUUUAUACUGAUAUUUAUUGAAAUAUUCAUCCGCGAAUUGUCUAAAUUUGGUAUCAAAAUAACAACAACAAAAUGCUUUUCCAUACCAAAUGUAUCGUCUCGAUCUUUGAAUGUAGUAUUGAAAUAUUUCAUUCUUUUUACCUAUGCCGCUAGCAGUUGCUCAACGCCAUUUGACAUUCCUUUUUGUAUGUUGACUUUACUCGCCCUUCAAUGGGGUUUAUCUUGGGUGUUCAACUGGUACAGUAUAACCGUAGAUUUUCGACCGUCCUAUGUCGCGACGUUGAGAGCAACAGCAUGUGUGUUGAUAGGCCGGAUAUUAGCACUAGAUUGUGACCCUCCCUGAACUUGUAUAUUGAUUUGGACCCUCCCUACAUUGGUAUUUCGAUUGUGACCAUCUCUCUACAGUGAUCGACCAACCAAUCGUUUUACGCUACCGUGGUUUGAGGCAAACUAAAGUGGGACUUUUUAUUAUUUCGUAUCCAUGUCUCACCUUGUUGGUGACAAAUUUAGUCCUCUGUCUACCUCGGUACAUUACCCUUUUGACAGAGAACCGAUAACAACCAAUAAUCGCCCCUGGAAUUUUACCACCAACUGAAACGAUUCCGCCGUUGUAUGGCAGUAUCUCGACAUGAUGUGGUCACUUAAAGCCACAUACUCCCAAACAACCUAAAAUUCUAGUUGCACACGUGUAUUAAUGGCAAUCAAAGAUGCUCAUUCACGCUCUCCUAACAUUGAAAUGACCACUGGCCUGGACGCUUGACCGGGGGAGUCCUUGAGACAUCAGUGUAUAAGAAUAACUCGCCUCAUUUAUGUUUAUAGCGAGAUUUGACAAGCUGUUUGUCUAUAACCUGACAAAAAUAUAGAAAUGUCCACUAUGGUAUUCCGUAAGGCGUGGCUAUGUGUGCUGAUAGCAGUGUAUAGACAAGUUCCUUAACAAGUUACCUGUCCAAAUUCAAUAUCAAUAGAAUACUGUCCGAGAUAAGUUUUACUUGUGUGUUUCUUUUUCGGCUCAGUGUAUGCUUUUAUUUAUUUAAUAGUCUUAUACCGGUGAUUUGAACAUUGUUCAUCAUGGGGAUAUGGAAUGUAAGUGAAUGAGUCUAGAGUGUGAGAACAUAACGUUUCGGAUACUACGUUAGUGUAUAGAUACGUUAGAUGGAAAUAAGUUAUUUAUUUACUGGGUAUACUGGCCCUUAUUUGUGUAUAAUGAUGGUAUGAGUGCUAAUGUGUGUUCGUGCCAUAUAUGCAUUGUGUUAAAUUUAUUAUGUGCCAUUCAUUACUGUAUUGUUUGUUACGCAAAUACGAAAUGCCAAAUUCUAGUACUACAAGUAUACGUAUAUUCUCUAUAUUAACACAUGCGAUAUGGUAAAACAAUCUAUUGUCAGAUAUAACUCGCACUUCUUCCUACGUCAUAAUUGGUGCACGUUUUUGUUAUUAUUUAGUUUCUUUAAUUAGUUUUUGUUACAUAAUCAUUAAAAGUGAUUGUGAUAAAAUAUUUAAAUAAA
Messenger RNA from Pecten maximus, 2977 nucleotides. Its product is annotated as membrane progestin receptor alpha-B-like. Gene Ontology annotation, molecular function: signaling receptor activity. The record is from RefSeq and is a predicted model, not a curated record. The transcript has 2 exons. Bases 247 to 1290 code for a protein of 347 amino acids. Gene Ontology annotation, cellular component: membrane. Lineage: Eukaryota; Metazoa; Mollusca; Bivalvia; Pectinida; Pectinidae.